AUGGCGUUGCGGUCGGCUGUGCUGUUCGGUGGUGGUUUUGGCACCCAAUAUUUGAAAUGGCUCAAGAACGAAGCUCAUGAAGCAGAAGAUGUUGUCCAACCUCUAGAGACCUUUGGACAUGUAUUGUUUUCCCUUGCCUUGUCCAUGUGCUUCGGAGUGAAGCUGGAUGACGAGGCUUAUCUCUUCCCCCAACGGUGGAAGGAGAUGCUAGCAAUCCGUACAAGGCUGGUCACCAACCCCAUCCCCAUGGUACAAACCAGAGCACAUAAAAUGGAGGAAAACAAGAAAGAUGGCAUCUUUUCUUAUGCAGAUUCACUACUUUCAUUGGACCUUCCAGGAGGUGGGAAACUCAAGGAGUCUGAAGUCACCACACUCUGCUAUGAAUUUCUCACUGCCGGUGUUUCUACCGUAGUGUCGUCAUUGCAAUGGGCAAUGGCGAACCUGGUCAAAUACCCAGAUGUACAAGCCAAGUUGUUUGAGGAGAUUGAGAGAGUCACUCAGAAAAAUGGAGGGGUUAUCAAUGAAGAAGACCUCAAAAAAAUGCCUUAUCUCAAGGCAGUGAUCUUGGAGACUCUUCGUAGGCAUCCACCCAUACAUACAUUGCUUCCACAUAGGGUUUCGGAGGAUAUAAGCUUGGAAGGAUAUACCAUACCCAAAAAUACUUAUGUGAAUUUCAUGCUGGUAAGUAUGGGUUUGGAUGGAAAGGUCUGGCAAGAUCCACUGGAGUUCAAGGCGGAGAGGUUCAUGGGAGGUAGGGAAAGUGUCGAUCUUACUGGAACGAGGGAGAUCAAGAUGAUCCCAUUUGGUGCAGGAAGGAGAGUCUGCCCAGGGAUGGGACUUGGAAUGUUUCAUUUGGAAUACAUGGUGGCCCAUCUGAUCAAGGAGUUUGAGUGGAAGGCCGUGGCAGGAGAUGAAGUGGACAUGGCUGAGAGUAUGGAGAUGGACAUAGACUACGUUAUGAAGAAACCCUUGCAAGCUUGUAUAGUGCCAAGAAAAUGACGGUGAAGUAAGCUAUAAGCAUCUGUUGUGUUGUUGGCAGGAUCGUU
This is a messenger RNA of Magnolia sinica, 1046 nucleotides long. RefSeq names its product cytochrome P450 89A2-like. Gene Ontology annotation, molecular function: iron ion binding; heme binding; oxidoreductase activity, acting on paired donors, with incorporation or reduction of molecular oxygen, NAD(P)H as one donor, and incorporation of one atom of oxygen. Gene Ontology annotation, cellular component: membrane. The coding region runs from base 1 to 999 and encodes 332 amino acids. The transcript is spliced from 3 exons. NCBI's taxonomy places the organism in Eukaryota, Viridiplantae, Streptophyta, Magnoliopsida, Magnoliales, Magnoliaceae. The record is from RefSeq and is a predicted model, not a curated record.